Cajanus cajan (pigeon pea) is the source of this 3364-nucleotide messenger RNA. RefSeq names its product Alkaline-phosphatase-like family protein. Gene Ontology annotation, cellular component: endoplasmic reticulum membrane. The record is from RefSeq and is a predicted model, not a curated record. Gene Ontology annotation, molecular function: mannose-ethanolamine phosphotransferase activity. Gene Ontology annotation, biological process: GPI anchor biosynthetic process. Lineage: Eukaryota; Viridiplantae; Streptophyta; Magnoliopsida; Fabales; Fabaceae.
UAUUGACUUAAACACUAACUAACCAAACACGCAGGAGCGGGGUUUAAGCUUGAUUGAGUGAGUGAGUUGGGAAUCCAGAAAGGACGUGAGAAAGCGUGCAUCACACUGUAAUGAAGCAAUCGGAAACGACGUCGUUGGUGGCGGAGCGUGGGAAGUGGGGAUACACAUGGCCUCUGUGGACGACGCUGUUGCUCCACCUCCUCGCCGUCUUCCUUUUCACCGCCGGCUUCCUCCUCACGCGAACCGAGCUUCCUCACCGCAGCCACUGCUCCGACGUCUCCCACUCCCCCUGCCUCUCCUCCAACAACGGAUCUUGCUGGACCAAACCCGCCGCUAACCGCCUCGUCCUCGUCGUUCUCGAUGCUCUCAGGUUUGAUUUCGUCGCUCCCAGCACCUUCUUCGCAGAAUCGAAACCGUGGAUGGAUAGACUGCAAGUGUUGAAGAACGUGGCAUCUGCGCGGCCUUUGUCUGCUAGGAUCUUCAAAGCCAUUGCGGAUCCGCCUACUACAAGUUUGCAGCGCCUGAAGGGCUUGACAACUGGUGGACUUCCAACUUUUGUGGAUGUUGGUAAUAGCUUUGGCGCGCCGGCAAUUGUGGAAGAUAACUUCAUAAAUCAGUUGGUUCUAAACGGGAAGAAAGUUGUUAUGAUGGGGGAUGAUACGUGGACACAGUUAUUUCCUCAUCAUUUUGAAAGAUCAUAUCCAUACCCUUCUUUUAAUGUCAAAGAUCUUCAUACGGUUGACAAUGGAUGCAUUGACCACCUAUUACCGUCCCUAUAUGAAGAAGAUUGGGAUGUUCUUAUUGCACAUUUUCUUGGAGUGGAUCAUGCUGGACAUAUAUUUGGUGUUGACUCUGCCCCAAUGAUAGAAAAGUUGGAGCAAUACAAUACCAUUUUAGAGAGAGUUAUCGAAGUUCUGGAAAAUCAGUCUGGACCUGGGAAAUCACAUGAAAAUACUUUGCUUGUGGUCAUGGGUGACCAUGGACAAACUCUAAAUGGUGAUCAUGGCGGUGGGAGUGCUGAAGAGGUGGAAACUGCCAUUUUUGCCAUGAGUUUUAAGAAGCCUAUUUCUUCUGUGCCCCCAGAAUUUGAUUCGUGUUCUUGUCAACUGGAUCUGGAUGGGAAGAAUGUUUGUGUGAGCUCCAUGCAACAGCUUGACUUUGCAGUAACAGUGUCAGCAUUGCUUGGCAUACCUUUCCCUUACGGAAGCAUUGGUCACAUCAAUCCUGAAUUAUACGCAUUAGGAGCAGAUAGCUGGAAUUUGGAUGCCUCUCAAAAGCUGUCAGAAUCAGAUAUCUGGAUGCAAAAUUAUGCUAACGCACUAUGUAUAAAUUCUUGGCAGGUUAAGAGAUAUGUAGAUGCUUACUCAGCUUCAUCAGCUGUUGGAUUUUCCAAUGAUGACUUAUCCCGAAUAGCAAGUGUUUAUGCUCAAGCAGAGAAUCACUGGUCACAUUCCACCAAAAAGCUUCUGCUUGAUAUACAAAAUGACAGUGAUACAUUAGUGCCUGCACUUAAGAGGCAAAUUGAUGCAUAUUUCAAGUUUCUAACAACAGUCUCUGAGUUAGCUCGGUCUAAAUGGACUGAAUUUGAUUUGAAGAUGAUGGGAACUGGCAUUGGAAUCAUGUUAAUAUCACUUAUAUUUCAAUUUUUAACCAUUUUAAGGGCAAACAAGCAGCAUGGUGAAACAUUGUCAUCAUCUGGAAAUUCUUGGGUUAUCACUGGCUCAGUUUUUACGUUCUUUUUACUGGGCAUUCGUGCAUGCAGUUUCCUUUCAAACAGUUAUAUUUUGGAGGAAGGGAAAGUAGCUAAUUUUCUCUUGAGCACAUCUGGAAUUGUGGCAUUACGCCAAUCAGUUAUCAAGGGGAAGGCGCUAAUAGAAAGCAUUGGGUUCCUUAUUUUGAGCACCUUUUGCCGAUUUGUAAUUGAGGUUGGGUUGUCUAAGCAGGCUGCCACAUCUGCUUUCAUGAAAGACUAUACCUCAUGGAUUGUUAACAUAGCCUCAGGUUUAGUUGUAUGGGACUAUGCAGCUGAAGUUGUACCAAUGUUAGCUCUGAUUCUGCUGGCAGCUUGGCUUUACAAUGUCACCAGUGGCAGCUUCUUUGAUUGGCCAUGGAAGUAUGUCAUACUGGGCACUAUCUUGAGUUACGUGCUAAUAAUUGUGCAUUGGAUCACAGACAGUAAUAAAUUUGGUGUAGCACUGAUGGCUGAAAGCAUUGGAAGAAAUUAUAUUCCUAGAAUCGUUUAUGCUAUUGCUUUGGGACAGUUGUUAUUGCUAGGAUUUGGCCAAUUAUUUAUGAAAAAUUGUUUAGAUUACAAGGCAAAUCUAGUUGCGAAAACAACAGCCAUGUUAUCGGCGUGGAGUUCAACUGUCAUUCUUCUUUCAGGAAAACAGGGUCCAAUGGUUGCUUUUGCAUCCAUAGUUGGAGGUGCUCUUUCUUUUUGUACUCUUUCGUUGUAUAAAAUUUCUAUAACUUGCUGCAUAAUUCUCCAAAUACAUUUCUGGCAUGGCUUUACUUAUGCUACUAAUAUUUGUGGAUUAGCAAUGAUAUUGACGUUUAGAAGUCAAUUUCAUGAGCACCAAACUUCAUGCUCUUUAGCGAAGAAAUAUGUUUUUUCCCAUUUUUUUCCAGGUUAUUUUAUUAUGAAGUUUGUUGACAUAGAAGGUGGUAAGCAAGGACCUCAUAGAAGUUUUUCUAUUUUGCAAUGGAGCCUCUCUGCUACAUGUCUCUUUUUCUGCAGCGGUCACUGGUGUGCAUUUGAUGGCCUCCGCUAUGGUGCUGCAUUUAUAGGGUUUGAAGAAUUUGUGCUUGUUCGUCAAGCAAUCCUCCUUGCAAUAGAUACCUUUGGUUUUUCUAUCAUCCUUCCAGUAUUUGGACUCCCAUUUCUUAUAGCAACCAAGUACGAGGCUAAUCUUGGAAAGCAUUUUCUUUUUACACAAUUAUCUCAAAUGUAUACAACGUAUGGGCUCAUAACAGCAAUCACAACAACUUUCACGAUAUUAUGCGUCACAAUUCAAAGGCGGCACCUGAUGGUUUGGGGUUUAUUUGCUCCAAAGUUUGUUUUCGACGUGUUCAAUCUUAUUCUUACAGAUGUCUUGAUUUGUUUGGCCUCAAUUUACUAUUUUGACCAAGGGAAGGAUGAUCCAGAGCUGAAACCAUCAGUUGCUGAAUAACAUCCAUAUACUAUGACUGAUUUACAAUUUUUUUUUCUUUUCGAGUUUUUCCCGAUUUGGGCUUUUAUUGUUAAACAUAGUGAAACUGUGAAAGCAUGUGGGGGCAUGCGGAUUUGUAGUCCUCCCCUCCCCCUGCUGCAGCGAAUUUUGUACACUAAUUUUGACAUAAUAUAAAUAUUUAUAAUUCCAAAUGA